Messenger RNA from Symbiodinium sp. CCMP2592, 405 nucleotides. NCBI's taxonomy places the organism in Eukaryota, Dinophyceae, Suessiales, Symbiodiniaceae. The record is from the annotation of a GenBank genome assembly.
AUGGGCAUCACGACCAAGGCGAUGCGGUUUGCUGGUUGCCUGGUCGUCAUGUUCGGAGUGCCCGCCGAUGGCCUUCGAGAUUCAGUUGACCAGCGUGUGGCUGAGGCAGAAGCUCGUGGCGACAAAUGCUGCUGCCUUGCUUUCAUGGAAUCCCUUGAGACCGAGCCAGAAGAUGCAACUUUGAGUCAAAAGUCGGAGUGCGGAGAGUACAAGAAGCGGCGACAAGACCGUCCGUUCUGGUUCCACAAGUAUCACAGCGGUUACAAAGCUCGGUGUUGCUGGACGUCUGCUUGGUUUUGCGACGACUUCAAGGAGCCCCACCAUCGCAAGCCCUUCUCGGUCGACCAAUACUUCCACUACAGGUGGUGCGAAACUGCCUCCCCGAAUGGCAAUGUCCCCGUCUAG